Molecule: messenger RNA, 391 nt
Organism: Odontomachus brunneus
Lineage: Eukaryota; Metazoa; Arthropoda; Insecta; Hymenoptera; Formicidae
Exons: 4
Coding region: 2-391 (129 amino acids)
Source: RefSeq, a predicted model, not a curated record
AAUGUCGCGACGACAAAGCAGUAUCUUCAGUUUGGGAUCUUUAGGUUUAACCUUUAAACUAGACGAGUCUUAUUACGAAGAUAUGACAGAUUCAGAAUUACGACAAACACUCGAAAAUAUCGCGAAGUCAAAUCUAUUUCUGAGGCUAGAAAACGAUGUUUUCGAACGACAUCUUAUGCGUCAAAACCCUGAGAGCCUUCAAGCAAUAACGCAAAUCCUAGAAGCUGCUAAACGUAUGCAAAAAAUCGUGCCUCAGCCCGUUUCUCCGUCACUUGUUACGAGCGGAAGUGUUAUAACUGUACAGGAUAAGGAUACAAUAAGUGUCGCCAGUAUACAAUCCGGAAGUCGACACGUCACGCCAAAAUCUCACAUGCAAAUCGUAUCGAAAUGA